This is a messenger RNA of Nerophis lumbriciformis (worm pipefish), 4067 nucleotides long. It is a transcript of the gene ctsh, whose product is annotated as cathepsin H. Gene Ontology annotation, molecular function: cysteine-type peptidase activity. NCBI's taxonomy places the organism in Eukaryota, Metazoa, Chordata, Actinopteri, Syngnathiformes, Syngnathidae. Gene Ontology annotation, biological process: proteolysis. The record is from RefSeq and is a predicted model, not a curated record.
CCUUUAUAUACAGAGGCUUUUUGUUCAAAAUUAAAUAAAUAUACAGAAAGCUAAUCAAAUAGAUAAUUUAUAUAUAAAUUAGUUUGUUAUGCUUUUUAUUAGUUACUUGUUUUAGUACCAAUUUAUUUCAUAGUAUUUUUAAUUAUUCAAUGAUGUUAUUCAGUUGUAUCAUUAUCAUAUUUUUUGCCCGUUCUUUUUUUAUGCUUUUCAAAAACAUGUUGCAUCAGGAAAAGUGCCAUGGAGUGUAACAUCAAUUAUUACAAUUAAUCUGCCAAAGUCCCCCAUUAGAAAGGGAGGGGAUGGAUCAAUCAUCUGAUUGGUUGAACUCAAUGUGUGAGGAAUAACAUUUUUAAUUUUGGCCGCCCCAUCUGCUGUUGAAUAAAUAAACACCCUCGGCCACAAUUUCGUGAAUAUGGUAAACAGAUGCCGCAUCGGCAAUAUACUGUAAAAAUAAUUAGAAUAUAUUUGUACAAAUAAAAUCCUCCCGCCUAAUACAUCCCAUACACCGAAUAGACACUAGCCAAUAUAUGAGAAAAUGCCGUAAAUAUGAUUAAUUAAUUGUUGGAAUCAAAUCAAAUGGAGGAUAUUGGUAAUAGGUUUCAUGCAACCACACAAUGUGACACUUUGACUACGAAUUUUGGAUUUUAAGGAUGAGCUUUGUACGUAACGCAAUGUAUGUAGCAAGUUUAAUAAUUCCCAGCUCCUAUACUCUUUAUGGGUAAUGACCCUUUUGCGGCCAGUGUAUCAUAGUUUUGCCUUAAUCAUGAAAACAGAUGAUUAUAUAUGCCACAAAAUGAUGUAUACUAUUUUGUUGUACGAUUUUGCCAAUGAAGUUUUCCCUUGUAUACACAGCAUAACCCUGGAAAUGCUGUAUAAUACCUCCUCUGCUUAUGAUACUUCUAAGUGUAACACAUUGAGUUUUAGCAGGACCUAUAUACAGUAGUACUAUUGUGCUUAUUCUUGGGAUAUUUCUAUAUAUGUAUUUUUACAGGCUUUGUAUAGAAGAGCACUUAACAGCUUAAGUGGCAGGCAUGUGCCACUUUGUUCCAAAUCUAUCUACAUAGCACAUUUGGUGUAAAAAAAUGAAUAAAUAAAAAAAGGCACAUGAGAUGUUGAGCAAGUGAGCAAUAUGCAGCGCUAUGACCAUUGUGUGUCCACGGCUUGAGUUGUAUUUGCAGUUUUUUGCAGGAAGAAAAAAGUGUAUUCUUUCCUGCUUACCUCUUGUUAAUAAAUAUCUUCUUUCUCAGGGGGAGACGUGUUGUGUGUUUCUCACAGUGAGGCUGGAGGGAUGUCAAAGGUCGUCAUAAGGGAGGGAGAGAGGGAGGAUGCGGGGAAAAGAAGGCUGGUCAUGGGAUUCUAGCAGAGCUCCUUUGAGGCUGUAAAAGGAGAGCAUGGCGCUCAUACUGCUGACGUUAUUUGUCGCUUUUGUUUAUACACAACAGUUAACUUUACUAGGAGAGGAGUAUCAGUUCAAACGAUGGAUGUCACAUUACAACAAAGUCUACAACAGCAAAGAAUACUUCCAUCGCCUCCGCAUCUUCAUAGAGAACAAGAAGAUGGUGGAUGUCCAUAAUGCUGAGAGUCACACCUAUACAAUGGGCCUAAAUCAGUUCUCUGACAUGACAUUCGAAGAGUUCAAGAAUUUCUUCCUCCUGCAGGAACCUCAGAACUGCUCAGCCACCAAGGGGAACCAUGUCAGCAGGAGCGGCCCUUAUCCCAAAGUUGUGGACUGGAGGGCCAAAGGCAACUUUGUGACCCCUGUAAAGAAUCAGGGUCACUGUGGGAGUUGUUGGACCUUCUCCACCACAGGCUGUUUGGAGUCAGUGAACGCCAUCGCCACCGGAAAGCUUAUAUCUUUGUCUGAGCAGCAGCUUAUUGAUUGUGCACAAAACUUCAACAACCAAGGAUGCAUGGGUGGACUUCCCAGCCAGGCCUUUGAGUACAUCAAAUACAACAACGGCCUCAUGACAGAGGAGGACUACCCCUAUAAAGGCUAUGAUGACACAUGCCACUUCCACCCGCCGCUUGCCGCCGCUUUCGUCCACGAAGUUGUCAACAUUUCGAGUUAUGACGAAGACGCCAUGUUGGAUGCCGUAGCCAGGCUCAACCCGGUGACUUUUGGCUUUGAGGUGACGGCCGACUUCAUGCACUACAAAGAUGGCGUUUACACUAGAACACAGCCGACAAGGUGAAUCACGCCGUUCUGGCCGUGGGUUAUGGCGUUGACGACAACAACACAACGCCAUAUUGGAUUGUGAAGAACUCAUGGGGCGUCGCCUGGGGAGUGGAUGGGUAAAUAUAGUCAGUUAUGGUGUUAAUUAUAAUUAUCAUUAGUUGAUUCUGUACUCAAGAAUCAUAGACGGUUGUUUUGUCUCUUAUUUCCUCAGGUAUUUCAUGAUUGAGCGAGAAAAAAACAUGUGUGGACUGGCUGCUUGCGCUUCCUACCCCAUUCCUGGGGUUUGAAAAGUUACUAUAUGUAAGACCCGCUGUACUGUGAUGCAAAUUAUGUGUAAAGUAUGGAAAUAAGCAAGUGUGAAUUGUGCUACAAAGACAACCAAAAAGUCACAAGGUCUUGGAUACGCAUUGUGCUGCAAUGGAUUUAUGUGCUUAAAAGCUCAUGUUACACUGUUGUUUUGUUGUGUUGCUGAGCCAACAGGUCAGCUGCCAUGUCAAUUUGUCACUUUGUAUGGAAGUUUCCAGUUUUAAAACAAACAAAUAUCAAUGCAGGAUACUUUUCUGCAUUUAUGGGUUCACACAAGUGGGAAUUUACUUUGAUACAUAACAAUGAAUGCUGCAUGUGUACUACUACAGAAAUAAAGUUUCUGAAAGGCUUUGCAUACUAUUACUACUAAUGUUGUUGCAUUUAGCAAAUGUAUAAAUAUUUCAAUAAUGCUAAUAUUGUCCAAAUAUAUAAAAUAAUAGUAAAACAUCUAACAUAAAUAUACAAACCCCGUUUCCAUAUGAGUUGGGAAAUUGUGUUAGAUCCAUCUAAGAUGGACUGAUACAAAGUGGAAAAGUGUUCUGUGGUCUGACGAGUCCACAUUUCAAAUUGUUUUUGGAAACUGUGGACGUUGUGUCCUCCGGACCAAAGACGGAAAGAACCAUCCGGAUUGUUAUAGGCGCAAAGUUGAAAAGCCAGCAUCUGUGAUGGUAUGGGGGUGUAUUAGUGCCCAAGACAUGGGUAGCUUACACAUCUGUGAAGGCGCCAUUAAUGCUGAAAGGUACAUACAGGUUUUGGAGCAACAUAUGUUGCCAUCCAAGCAACGUUACCAUGGACGCCCCUGCUUAUUUCAGCAAGACAAUGCCAAGCCACGUGUUACAUCAACGUGGCUUCAUAGUAAAAGAGUGCGGGUACUAGACUGGCCAGUCCAGACCUGUCUCCCAUUGAAAAUGUGUGGCGCAUUAUGAAGCCUAAAAUACCAGAACAGAGACCCCUGGACUGUUGAACAACUUAAGCUGUACAUCAAGCAAGAAUGGGAAAGAAUUCCACCUGAGAAGCUUAAAAAAUGUGUCUCCUCAGUUCCCAAACAUUUACUGAGUGUUGUUAAAAAGAAAUGCCAUGUAACACAGUGGUGAACAAGCCCUUUCCCAACUACUUUGGCACGUGUUGCAGCCAUGAAAUUCUAAUUUUUUUUAUUAUUUGCAAAAAAAAAAAAAAAGUUUAUGAGUUUGAACAUUAAAUAUCUUGUCUUUGUAGUGCAUUCAAUUGAAUAUUGGUUGAAAGGGAUUUGCAAAUCAUUGUAUUCCGUGUAUAUUUACAUCUAACACAAUUUCCCAACUCAUAUGGAAACAGGGUUUGUAAUUGGCUGUGUUGCAUAUGUGCCGCACAGUACUAUUUAUGUAGCGUACAUUACACUUCUCAACGAUUGAUUGAUUGAUUGAUUGACUGAUUGAGACUUUUAUUCGUAGAUUGCACAGUACAGUGCAUAUUCCGUACAAUUGACCACUAAAAGGUAACACCCGAAUAAGUUUUCAACCUGUUUAAGUCGGGGUCCAUGUUAAUCAAUUCAUGAUAUAAAUAUAUACUAUCAGCAUAAUACAGUCAUCACACAAGUUAAUCAUCAUCA